AUGACCGCAGAACAACACAUUUCAGAGCACAUGGCCAACCUGUCAGUUCAGGAUUCGGAGCAUUUGGAAGAACUGAUCGAAAGUGCCCGUUACGGCGAGUUGGAGGAGAUCCAGGCUGUUGUCCAGACCUCGGGACCCGAGAAGGCCAAGGUGCUCUUGUCCCACAAGGGUGACUAUGGCAAGACCCCCCUUCAUAUGGCCGCCGCCAACGGACAUCUCGAUGUUGUUGAAUACUUGAUCUCGAUUAUUUCACCAGAGGCUAUCAACAUUCAGAACGAUCAGGGAAACACUGCACUUCACUGGGCUGCUACCAACGGACAUGCCAAGGUCAUCGAGACCUUGAUCACCAAGGGCAAGGCCGACUACAAGCUCAAGAACGCUGCUGAUCACACUGCCAUGAUGGAGGCUGAGAUGAAUGAGCGCGAGCAGGUUGUCGCCUGGAUGUUGAUCAACACCGAGUUGGAGGAGGAAAUCAAGGAAGGAAACGAUGAUGAUGAUGAGGAUGAGGAGGAGACUUCGUCGGAUGAGGAGGAAGAAGAGGAGAAGAAGAUUGAGGGUUCUUCAACAAAAGCAUAG
Messenger RNA from Linnemannia hyalina, 576 nucleotides. The record is from the annotation of a GenBank genome assembly. Lineage: Eukaryota; Fungi; Mortierellomycota; Mortierellomycetes; Mortierellales; Mortierellaceae.